UGACGAACGAGCAAAUGCGUUUUGCCAAAAGAGAAUGUUGCUCGGCAAUGUCGCGUCCUCUUCCUCAGCGAGUCACUCCACCAUCUUCUUCUCCUCCUUCCACCGAUGCCCUAGCAUUCGAGCCCGCUCCGGUUUCCUCACUGCUCUCAGAGCUCGUUCAGCUUCAGCGGAGAACGACUACGAUUCUCUCGAAAACCGCGAACAAGUCCCCGCACCGGCGAGCAGUUACGCCGGCGUCAAGCUGCUGGAGACGGUCGACGUCGCGAAGUCUGGCAAGCUCAGGCUCGACGCCUGGAUCUCCUCUCGGAUACAAGGCGUCAGCAGGGCUCGCGUCCAGUCGAGCAUUCGAUCGGGAUUAGUCUCUGUCAAUGGCCGCGUCGUCGAUAAGGUCUCGCAUAAUGUCAGAGCUGGAGAUAUGGUUGAUUGCACGAUCUCAGAGCUGCAACCUCUGAGGGCGGAGCCGGAGGAUAUACCUGUGGACAUAGUGUACGAAGAUGAACAUGUGCUUGUUGUCAACAAACCUGCACACAUGGUUGUUCAUCCAGCGCCUGGAAAUGCUUCAGGAACUCUUGUGAAUGCCAUUCUUCAUCAUUGCAGUCUUCCAACAGUUGGUUUUUCAGAAACAGAACUUUCGGAGGGCGAGGAGGUGUCGGAUAAUGAGUCUAGUAGCUCUAUAGCUUGUGAAACUUCUACUAAAGGAUUUAACUCAUCUGAAUGUGGAGGUUCUGUGCGUCCCGGCAUUGUUCACAGGUUGGACAAAGGAACUAGUGGAUUGCUAGUUGUUGCAAAGAAUGAGCAUUCACAUGUCCAUUUGUCGGAGCAAUUUAAGAGGCAUACCAUUCAGAGAGUAUACAUCAGUCUUACAUCUGGAGUUCCUUCGGCAACAUCUGGCCGCAUUGAGGUUCCAAUUGGUCGUGAUACAAACAACCGUAUUCGCAUGGCUGCUAUUCCAGGACCAAUCAACGGGGUUCAGGCACGUUAUGCUGCUAGUCUUACAUCUAUUAAGUUUUACAGGUACAAAGUAAUUGAAGUGCUUGCUGGUGGAAGCUCCGCUUUGGUUGAGUGGAGGUUAGAAACUGGGCGUACUCAUCAGAUUCGUGCUCACGCAAAGUAUGUAGGAAUUCCUUUGUUCGGUGAUGAGGUAUACGGAGGGACAAAAAACAUGAUAUUGUCAUUACUGCAAGCCAAAUUACCACCUGGUCGCCAAAGCCACCUUCCAGAGUUGGUUUCUAAGCUAGAAAGGCCUUGCCUCCAUGCUUUUUCUCUUGGGUUUAUACAUCCUCGUACAGGGAAAAAUGUGCAGUUCUCAUGUCAGCCACCUGAAGAUUUCUCUCAAAUAUUAUGUCAACUUCGCAAACUUGGCAUGACGAAGCAUACCUUGAAGGCAUGAUUAAUCCCUGCAAAACUUUGAGUUGAGGUGAGUGCUCGUAUUAUUUUGGAGCAAGGAGGCAUGAGGUUGGCGAGAUUUUUCUUGAAGUUGGUUUAAUUCUACCGAAUCUUUUGAUGAAUAUGCCAUACGUACUUAAAAUAGGUCUGUCUCGUUAUGCUAAGUAGCCGUCCUCCAGGAGGUGUAAGCUGUACAGCAUGAAUUGAACCGUGACUUAUCGACCAGAUUAAAGAUUGUUCGCUGCACUCUGCGAUCUGGAUGCAGUGGCUCUGAAUGAACUGUAAGAACGAGCUUCUAUCCAGAUCAUGGAAUGAAAACCAAUGCAUCAACAAUUUUUUUCUCUAUUGUAUAAUGAGAAUCAAUUGAGCCUGUUAAGUUAUGUAACAGAUAUGGGCAAUUUACACUCUGAAUGCUAAAACAAAUUGCCUGAUAGACAUGUAGAAGUAAAGGAGAUGCUUGAGUUGAGUCUGCAAAGGCAAAAUAAGAAUCGUUAGGCUACAUCCAAAUUCAAUGUACUUGCAAGACUUAAAUGGUUAUUCUGCCUUAGUUUGUCAGAAGCAAACUGCUAAGAAGUUGCAUAAUGGAUUCUGGAUGUGAGGGAAAGGGAAAAGAUAGAGCCUACGGCUAAUGGAUCUUUCAGCUGUACUUUGUAGCCACAAGUCCAACGUAACUGAGGAUUCUCAUAAUACUCCCUAUGAAUGAACAGAAGUACAUACUAUUAUACGGGAAUAACUUGCAGCGUUCACCACUAGAGAACAAGUGAAUGCUUGCUUGCUUGUUCAUGAGUAGAAAAAGUGACAAGAUUUUCUAUGUCAACUUCUGAAGCGAUCAAAUCUGAUCCACUUGUUUGUGAGAGUUUUUAGCCUGACCUAAGUGUAAGCAUCGGAUUGAACUUUUGGAUCAGCUGCAUAUUUUACAGAAAAAGAAGUAAUUUAACUUCCUUCAAUAUUUAGGACAAAAAAUUAUGGUAAAAGGACCAUAUGCCGCCUCCAUGUUUAGAGUGAAUGCAUGUACUUUUAAAUUGAUGAUACUGACCCUUAGUUGCAUAUUUGUCAAAUUAGCUUCUGCUAGGUUUCCUAUGGAGCUAGUAGUGUGAAAACCUCCGAGGCUGUCUUGUGGGAUGGUUACAUCAGAAAUCCUAAUCAAAGUUUCUUUUUUCUGGUCUGAGAUCCUAAUCAACAUCACCCACUUGAAAGGACAAGGGAAGAUCAAGUAAAAUACUGUUAGAUACACUGGUGUCUGGACAGUUAUCCACAGUAGUAUAUGAUCUUGUAUGCUUGUGGAUACAUGAGAAUUGCGUAUGAUCACUUUGACAGUAGUAUUUUGGAAAUUAGCUUGAAAAUUGAAGAGUAUGUACUAACCGAUGGCUUAGACCUUAUACUCCCAGACGUGCAUCCACUUAGGAGCUGACCACUUUGUCCCUUUGAUCACGGGGCAUGCACCUGACAUAGACAGUAAAGCACGUCGAAUGAGGAAAUGCUAUUUUGGCAAUUU
This is a messenger RNA of Rhodamnia argentea, 2881 nucleotides long. Its product is annotated as RNA pseudouridine synthase 2, chloroplastic. Gene Ontology annotation, biological process: pseudouridine synthesis. The record is from RefSeq and is a predicted model, not a curated record. The transcript has 8 exons. Gene Ontology annotation, molecular function: pseudouridine synthase activity; RNA binding. Bases 35 to 1390 code for a protein of 451 amino acids. NCBI's taxonomy places the organism in Eukaryota, Viridiplantae, Streptophyta, Magnoliopsida, Myrtales, Myrtaceae.